Octopus bimaculoides (California two-spot octopus) is the source of this 1606-nucleotide messenger RNA. RefSeq lists its product as uncharacterized. Gene Ontology annotation, molecular function: potassium ion leak channel activity; outward rectifier potassium channel activity. Gene Ontology annotation, cellular component: plasma membrane. Gene Ontology annotation, biological process: stabilization of membrane potential; potassium ion transmembrane transport. The record is from RefSeq and is a predicted model, not a curated record. NCBI's taxonomy places the organism in Eukaryota, Metazoa, Mollusca, Cephalopoda, Octopoda, Octopodidae.
AUGGAUGAUUCUGGCACUGACACCUCUCCUCUUCUCUCCCCUCUCUCUCUCAUUACAGGUUAUGGUCACGUGGCCCCGAAAACUCCAUAUGGACGUAUCGUCACAAUAUUCUACGCUGUGCUUGGCAUCCCGUUGACGUUGCUGUGUCUAACGAACAUAGGAAAUUUGAUGGCUGAUGGCUUCCGGAUCCUCUAUGGGAAAAUAUGUUGUGGCUUAUGUUGUCUCCUAUUUAAACCUCGACGAUACGGCAGAAGAAGAAGAAGACAUUUUCACGACCCGGAAUUCUGCAACUGUGAAGUGACCGAACGCAAAGUGGAGAAGAGCAACGAGGUGGUACAGGUGCCGACCUCGCUCUGCAUCCUACUGAUCGCCGCCUACAUAUUCGCAGGGGCCCUUCUGUUCUCGCUGUGGGAGAAAUGGGACUACCUGACCGGAUCGUACUUCUGCUUCAUCACGCUAAGCACGAUCGGCUUCGGCGACAUCGUGCCAGGUACCGACAUCAAGUCUUGGUCCCAGCAGGAGAAGCUUGUGCUGUGUGCUCUCUACUUGGUCAUCGGUCUGUCGUUGAUUGCAAUGUGCUUUAACCUGGUGCAGGAGGAUGUGAAGGCCAAGUGUCGUUGGUUGGGACGUAAAUUUGGUAUCAUCGAUAAAGAUGACACCAGCAUAAACUGAACAGAGGUGGAGCAGUGUGUGAGUGGCAGUGAUGGUGGCACGGAGGUGGUGGAAUCCUGUUGGAGGUGGCUAUACUUUUUUUUUGUUGGAGGUGGCUAUACAAUUUUUUUUUGUUUGGUUUAUAAUUACACACUCUUUUUACUCUCAACCCCCACACACAUACAUAAACAGGCGUGGCUGCAUGGCAAGGAGCUUCUUUUCCAACCACAUUGUUCUGAGUUCAGUCCCACUGCGUGGCACUUUGGGCAAGUGUCUUCUACUAUAGCCUUAGGCUGACCAAAGCCUUCAGAGUGGAUUUAGUAGAUGGAAACUGAAAGAAGCCUGCUGUAUAUAUAUAUAUAUAUAUAUAUAUGUGUGUGUGUGUGUGUGUGUCUUUGUUUGUCUGCCCCACCACCACUUGACAACCGGUGUUGGUGUGUUUAUGUCCCUGUAACUUAGUGGCUCAGCAAAGGAGAAUAAGUACCCUUGAAAGCGGUGCUCCAGCAUGGCCGCAUUCAAAUGACUGAAACAAGUAAAAGAAUGAAAGGUAUGUGUACAAAUAUAUAUAUCACACACUCCUACCAUCAUUCACUCCCACCGCCACCACUAUUCCCACCCAUACGCUAGUACCCCCACCACCACCCCUGACAACAACAACCACCACAUGCAUUCACACCACCACUGCUGUCAUUAUCUCCCCUCCCGCUACUCACAGCACAACCUCCGCCAUCACGUAACAACACUACCACCACCACCACAACCACCACUGCACCUGCUACUCAGCUAAGAUGAUGAUGAUGAUGAUGGUGGUGGUGGUGGUGGUGGUGGUGUAAAAAUUGUAUGUAUGUAUGUGUGUGUGUAGAAUGACUGUGGAGGUGGGUAUGGAAGGAAUUACUUCCACCCACCUCCCCCCUGCACUCGCAUAUGUACCACCACCCAUACUUUUGCCAUACAC